Molecule: messenger RNA, 1647 nt
Organism: Pocillopora verrucosa
Lineage: Eukaryota; Metazoa; Cnidaria; Anthozoa; Scleractinia; Pocilloporidae
Product: Krueppel-like factor 16
Biological process (GO): regulation of transcription by RNA polymerase II
Molecular function (GO): DNA-binding transcription factor activity, RNA polymerase II-specific; RNA polymerase II cis-regulatory region sequence-specific DNA binding
Source: RefSeq, a predicted model, not a curated record
UUUCAACCCAAUCCAGCUGUUGCCGUCACUCGCAAAUAUUCAAACUCGGGGAAUACGCACAUGAAUUGGUCAUAACCUCCUACGCUGGUUCGCGUCAAGAACUGUGGUCCUUCUCGCGCUAAUCUAAUCAAUUUGAGCUCUUGCUCGACUUUCCUUUUACCUUAGACACAGACUUCUACUAUUGUGAGGUAAUAGAGUUGUUCCUGUCGUAAAAAAGCGGAGAAUCAUCGAGAGGAAAAUUAACCGGUGAUUUUGUUGGGGAUUGCGUGUGCCUAUCUGGUGUCCAACAGCGUCGAUUUGUAAAGUCUGAAGCGUAAUGGCGGCUACUCAAGCUUUCUUUUCAUCGAGCGUGGCUCUUGAUACACUUUCUGCGGCGCGCUGUUUACUCGACAUGUCAAAAAUUUUUCCGAAGAAACCCGCGCCGGUGCACUCUGAGAACACGCCAUCGUCUCCUUUGUUGAUGUUCGCGAAAAUCCUGGCCUCGAUGGAAGAAGAGUGCUCGCUGAUAAAGAAACAUUCAUGUCUUGGGAACACUACGAAUCAGACAUCGAACCUGAAGGCAGGAGCCGGCUUCGGAGUGCAGUUCAAGGAAACAGAGCGCGAAAAAUUUGCGACUGCUGUAACCCCGAAGGAGAAUGGUGGCGUUACAGGAUACUGUAACGACGACACGCCCUCUGAACUGUCCACGAAACCAAAACAAAAGACCCGGCGCCGAAAUUCACGCAGGAGAAGCGAACAGGAGAAGAAAAUUCACGCUUGCCACUACAACGGUUGCGAUAAAAAAUACGGCAAGAGCAGUCAUCUGAAAGCACACCUCCGUACGCACACGGGAGAACGCCCGUUUCAUUGCACUUGGACUGGCUGCGAGAAAAAGUUUGCUCGCUCGGACGAACUCGCACGGCAUUAUCGCACGCAUACGGGUGAGAAACGCUACGUUUGUGGCAUCUGCAGUAAGCGUUUCAUGAGGAGUGAUCAUCUCUCGAAGCACGCAAAAACGCAUGGAUUGAAAUCCCGCAAAGAACUGGCGAGACCCACGAAUCCAAUGUUCUUUUGAAGUCGAACGCGGUGGGUACGCGUUGAAAGAAACAACUGUGCGAGAGUUCGCGUGCAAUUUUAGUGUCAGCUGCAAAGAAUGGUCUCCCGGUCGAUUUCUGCGGCGAAAACUGUGUGAUAAAGUGGAAAAUCAGUAGGGGACAUUUUAUAAUAGAAGUCCAAUGAUGUUAUUUCAGCUAGUAGGUUCUUCAAUUGCUUUUGUUCCCAGACAAUUGUAUUUGACAUAUUCUAAGAAGUUUACGAAAACGCAGUCCAAUCGACGAUUGAUUUUAAAUUCUUUUGGAACAAUAGUCGGUGAUUUAGGCUCAUUUCAUCGUAAAUUUUAAUGUUGGACAUUACAGAAUUAAAAAAAUAAUUUUGUAGAUUGAAAAGGUGUUCAUUACACCCUUUUAUAAAGUAUGAAUAAUUUUUUUUCGUAAACGACAAAGUUUUUAAUCUAACGUGUGACACACCUGUGUUAAAAUUCAGCUGGACUGAAUAAACACGGGCUACCUUUCAUUAGAUCGCUUUGUUUGAAACUUGAAAUGACAAGAAACCACGCACACCGAGGUGAAUGUUUUAAUAAAAAUUUCCUUUAUGAUUGUAUUACAAUAA